GUUUUGCGUUUUUGAUAAUUAAUACCAGAAAAGGAAGAGUAAUUCCUACGGGGUAAUUCUACUUAGUAAUCUGGUAAUGUACUCCAUGUUCGCUCUACUCUCAAAACCCUUUGUCGUCGUUGUUCUUUGUUCUGUUGUAGGUCUCUGUUUGGGCUUGUUACAGAUUCAGCAAUGAAAGCAUCAGAGGCAACUCACCGAAUACCUACAAAGACACCAAAGGACAUGGAAGACGAUCGAUUACUUCCUUCAGAAUAGAGAAAUGAAUCGUUGAUCGAACUGUUCUGCUGACCAGUCAAGAAAAAUACGAACAAAUACAAAAGCAUGACUUGGUUUCGAGCGAACCGAGCUCUUUGGGCUUGUCCCAAUACUUUGCCACCAGAUACUGCUAGAACAAUAUCAACCACAACAAGACGAAAGAAAAAUGUUGAACACCUCAUCGAAGAAUAUCUAGGCCAACGAACAGAAGAUGAUGGUUGCAGUGGAGAAGAAAGUUCGGACGUUUUGGAAAAAGAAGAAUGGAUGCACAACGACGAUUAUCCUCUCGAAGAGAAGAACGACACACCAGCAGCAACACACACCACCGACGAAGACAACUAUGGCUACUUUGAGAUCUCGUUGACGACAAAUGCCAUUCAAGAUAUGGUAGACGAGGGAACGAUAUGGGUUGCCGAACAAGCAACUAAGAAUUGCGAGUGCGAAAACGGGGAGGGACUCCUCUCCUCUGCCGCCCCGCUUGCAGCCGGUCCCCUGGUGUUGUGGCUGCGCGAUCUUCGGCCACAGACCGCCCCCCAACCAGAUCCCAGAGAUGACGACGCUCAGAUGGAUCACAAACGUAUAGGGGAGAUAGAGUCGGGGAUGUUUUCUGCGUCCAUUUCGGAUGGUACCAAUUGGUGUUCCGGAGCUAUCUGGCAAACUAAGGAAGGCCAACUAGAAGACUUGUCGGAGUGUGUCCUUUCCAUCUCUGGAUUUGUCCUUGGAGUACAUUGUGCGGCUUCCCUCGAGUGUCAGCCUUUGUCUCCAGAUACUGCAAGAGGCGAUAGAAAAUGUGAUUGCGAUGACAACUGCACCGUUGCGAGCGGCGGCAAGAGGAAACCAAAACCAGUAUCUUGUUGUUCAUUAAAUUCCUUGGAUGGAAACAAACGGCAAACUUCUCCCUAUAUUUACAUCACGCGCUAUGAGGUUCUUUACGAGAAGCGAUCAAAGAAUCAGAGCCAUGACGAUGAUGAUAGCAUCAAUGAUAUCCAAUUCACGGAGCAGAUUCGUUCACAAACGUGCGAACUCCAAAAAGAAGGAAUACUUGCUGGUUUAUUAGCAUCGAGAAAACUCGGUACGGACGUCUUGAUCGGCGAAGACAAGGGUAAACUAAUAUGCCACAGCUACCAUAACCGUCACGACCAUCUUUGUCAAGAAGCAGCAAUGCUCAAGAAAAUAAACGAAAAUGCCCUUGAAGUAAGAAAUUUUAUGGAACAGCAUUUCGCCAUCACGACACUCAAGAGCAGGAAAGAAGAUGCGUCGUUGAUGGCGUCUUCCUCUUUCAGCCUCAUGCUGGGAUCGCAGAAAUGCUUCCAAAACUAUUAUUCAGCUCUGAACGAAUUUGACCAGGGGCAGCGCGAGAAUCUAUUCACCUCCCUGAACGACACGACGGAGGAAUCUUUUGUUGACGGCUCUGUGGAUCCAGAAGAGACGGCAAGCGACACCCGCAGAGAGCAGAAACGGAUCCAGAACAAAGAAACCAUGGAAUAUGCAUUGCAAUGCACGGAGGAGCGGCUCUCCCCGGAGUUGCUGUUGCGCUGGCAUGCUUGGCUCCUGGGGGAUGGGCUAGAGCAAGAAGCAGGAGCGUUUCGAUCCGAGAAAAUCUCAGUACGCGUCGGAGCCUUUUGUGCAUCCAUGGAAGACCAUUGGUUGCCGAGAGUGAGGCAGGACCCAACCAAUGCCGUUCGGAUUGCGACAUUUGCCGCCGCUGUGAAGCUCGGUUUCUUGGACAUGCGUCCAUUUGAGGCCGGGAAUCAGCUACUCGCAAGGAUCCUUUUCUGCUGGAGCCUUCGGCGGGCUGGUUUGCCCUUUUCUGUGAUCACCUAUUCCAAUGAAAAGCAGAAAUUGGAUUACUACUCUUUGAUUGAAUCGACGAGACGGAAUUUAUCUCUCGUGCCUCUAGGACUUGUUGAUGCUGACAUAAUGACACGGAUAUUACUCUCUACUGGUGGCCUUGCUCCUCUUGUUGGUUUCCUUGUAAACUGUAUUGCUUCCUCUGCAAUUGAUCUUUGCAGAUUGGUUGAAAAAAAAAACAGCAUGGCGUCGGAAGAAACUAAUGCUCGUUUGGUUCGAUUGGCCCGAGAAAAGGCCGCUAAGGGGACUUGUAUUAUCUGCUUUGACGAGAACCCAAAUAUCGUAACCAUGUGUUGCGGAAAGCCGGUUCAUUUCAAUUGCAUGGCAGAAUGGCUCACCUCUAAUUCUUCGUGCCCUCAGUGCCGAUCGGAUAUUCCGUCCCUUUCUACAAGAAGGUUUUCUCAACCAGCAAGAGAGAAUCCAGUGGUGGAAUAUGGUCAGGACCGUAGUUAUCUCAGAAAUUUUCUGAGCGAAGAAUUUUUGUAUGCUCACUCUUCAUCGAGCUCAUCUUCAUCAUCGUCUAGCUCCUCUUCGUCGUCCUCAUCCUCUUCUUCCACUGAAUCGGCCUUCUUCUACAGCGGUCUAGACUAUGGUGUAAACGAUACGAGCAGUGCCAACAGCCCUGUUGAAAACGAGAGCACGAACAGUAUCAGAAAUCUAUUGCCCUACAGAAUCGAUUCACCAGUUCCAAGCCAGAUCCAAACGGGCUUAAACUAUGUCACAAGUGAUGAAGAUGAAAGUCAGCACAAUUAUGUCACUGACGAUACCGACGAUAGCGCAGAUAUUUCACAAUCAGGGAAUAACGACGAUGGCGAUGGACAGUACUCUUUUGAUUCAAAUCAUUCAGCGAAUUACUCGACACAUUUUGAGUUGACUCGGGGCAACAGUGCAGACAACGAUAGUGGGUGGGAGUCCGAGAGCACUGCCUUGAGCUUUGCCAGAAGUGGGCGUCUCGAAUUGUGCGACGACAGCGCGGCAAAUAGUGAGCCCGAAUUGUCCGAUGAUGGCACAGAAAAUAGUGAACAUUAUUCCUGCAGCGACGACGAACAGUCAUCUCUGGGAGACCAGGAACACUUGCAUCGUUUUCGAAUGUCCUUUCUGGAUCCAGAACUAUUGGGCAACGCCCAGGCCCUCGAAAGCCGAAGAAGCAGAAGAACGUACUUGCACCGCGAAUCCAGCGAUUCAAUGGUGGGUCAGGAACGGUUGCGGUUCUUGCGUGACGGCGAGGGAAACGGUUCUUUGGAGUUUGCACUACCCGCCGACCCUCGAUACCUGCGUGUCGGUGACGGCGAUUCGUCACAUGAUGCAAACCAAUUGGUGUCGAGCAUCAUCGAGGGGAGCCUGACAAACGCCUUUGCAGACAUGCGAUGCGAUGUUACUCCCGCACAACCGAACGACCCCGUUCCCGAUAACGACUCUGUCACGAUAUGAACGCAAUCGAAGCGCCAACCAGUGAGAAAUCUUGUUUGGUCCUGGCGGUAUGGUUUUCGAUCCCCACGAUUCCCAGUAAUUUCAUUUGCGCAAAAAGCCAAUGGUCAUUCUGCACAGGUGGGAUAAUAGUCUACGAUCUUUGAGAAAGGUAGGUUGAGAAGUUGCAAAAUCUACACUAUCGUUAUCAUGCUAUGAAAUAGACAUAAACAUUAAAA
This is a messenger RNA of Pseudo-nitzschia multistriata, 3752 nucleotides long. NCBI's taxonomy places the organism in Eukaryota, Bacillariophyta, Bacillariophyceae, Bacillariales, Bacillariaceae. The record is from the annotation of a GenBank genome assembly.